Messenger RNA from Patella vulgata (common limpet), 5959 nucleotides. RefSeq lists its product as uncharacterized. Lineage: Eukaryota; Metazoa; Mollusca; Gastropoda; Patellidae. The transcript is spliced from 29 exons. The record is from RefSeq and is a predicted model, not a curated record. Bases 384 to 4475 code for a protein of 1363 amino acids.
CCUUUUCGUAUCUUGUGAUUGAACUUUUUUGACGCAGUAAAGUUGAACUUCUUAAGUCAAUUUUUGUACUUCUCUUGAUAACGGAAAGUAAUUAAAUCCUAGAAUUUAAGAUAAAAAGAAAGAACAAUAUUUGAUCAAGUGAUUAGACGAAUAUUUAGACACUUGGAAGGAUAUACUGUGCUAAAGAAACAACCAGAUCUGGUUCAUUGUGAAGAAGCAAACGCAAAAGUACCACAAUGAUGAGUGUUAAGAAAAAAAUGAAGGAUUUCUCCAGAGAUCCUGGGGAAGAUGAAAAUUACAAAUCAACCACAAGCAGCAGAAUUAUUCAGGUUUUUCAUCUUAAUUAGUAAACAAAAGCAGACCAAACCAAACCAUCCCCCAAAAUGAUGAGUAGAGUGGAGGAGCUUCGAGCUCUCAAAGAUCGAAGAUCACGGAAUCGUGAAGUCAGGGAUUUUGAAGAACGGAUUUUACUGGAUAAUUUAGAGGAGACAGAGCGACAGUUACAUGGCACACCAAAUAAUACAUACAGGAAACAGCUUCCUCUUUCUAAGCAUGAAGACUUAAGACAACUGCAGAUAGAAUAUGAAAGAAUGAGAGAACAAGAGCGAAAGAUGAUUCAAGACCUAGGUCCAUUACAUCAUAGAAGUACUGGCCGUAACUCAGAUGCUAGUAUGAGUAUACACUUACUUAAAGAUAGAAGCAAAUAUAACCCCAACAAUGAUCCCAAGUUACAAUCACUGGCAGAAAACCAUGGUAAACAAAUGGAAUUUCUCUCCAAUAGAAAUCGUGAUCUAGAACGGCAGAGAGAUGAAAUUCGCAGGCGUCUAGGUGAUCUAGGCAGGAAACCUCCAGAAUCUGACAAUACUGCUGCUUUAAUCGCAGAAUUACGAGAUCAGGAGGCAAGAAAUCAAAGACUUCUAGAGGAGUUAAAGAAACAGUUAUUGGCAUCAAGACAGCCAGUGGCCAUCAUUGGAGAACAGCAACAUGUUCAACAGAAGAAAUCUUUCACAUAUCCCAUCUACUAUGGUAACUCAUUGGUUGCUGAAAUUAGUGCUAUUCGCCAGGCUUAUAUUCAGAGUGGAGGAGACGAUCCUGAAAUCUUAGCUCAGUUAGCUCAGAUGCUAGCAGAAGCUCAAGCUAUUGAAGAAGCCAUGAGAAACAAAAAACCUCCUGAACCCAAACAAAAAGAAAAGAAAACAGAUUUUUCUGCACACAUCAUGACAUUAGAUAUGGAAAAUGAAAGAUUAAAUAGAGAACUUUACUUGCUGCAAGAACAAAAUCUGAUGGCAAAGGGUAGGCGCAAAGAUGACAGAGAAGAUGAACUUGAACGAGAAAUCAGAAGAUUACAGCAAGAUCAUCUACUAAAAAUGUAUGAAUUACAACAGAAUAUGGAGGCGAUACGUCAAGAAACAAAGAUACAACUAGAACUCAACAGCCAACAACAGAAUCCACCACAAAAUAUAAUUGUACAUCAACCACCAUGUCCACAACCUAUAGCAGCAGCACCAAUACAACCAGCUAUUCAAACAAAGUAUAUUGAAGUGGAUAGACACACUCAUUGUUAUGAUCAACAUGCUGGGUUUGUUAUUUUCUAUGAUUUUGUGCUAAAUCUUGAUCCUCGAGUAACAGCUGUUCGACUUAUUGCUGGUUUACAUAACACUAUUUCCAAAAUGGGUGAUCCAUCUGUACUACCAAUGGUUUAUGCUGAACCAUCAACCCGGCCUCAAGCUUACAAUACCAACAGUGCACUGAUUGGUGCAAGACAACCUGUUCCAAGAUGUCCACCUCAGCCCGAUCUAGGUAUUGUAGUAGAGUUACAAUGUGCUGGUGGACCAGGGUCAGAACAUGAUGAAACUCGUCUUAUAACACGAGCCUGGACUAAAAUACCACUAUUUGAUGAUAAUAAUAUGCUGUUGGCAGGAAGAUUUAAGUUACCUUUGAGAAUGGUGCCAAUUAAACCAUUUGUUUCCAGUAAUGAUCUGUCUCAGAUUCCACAGUACGGAGAAUCUGAAAUAUAUUAUCGUAUUGUGCACAUGAAUGAAGCUGGUAUACAUGCUACAUCUACUAUAGCUGAUACUAAUAGUGUUACUUAUCAGUUAGCACCACAGGGAGGAAUAGUAUUACACCAGACAACUAUAUCACCUGUAAUGAUCCCACCUCCUCCUUCAACUAGUCCUCCACAUUCGCCAUAUCACAGUCGCCUAGACAACUAUCCCGUGAGGGGCAAUCCGAACAUGGAGCCACUGGUAGGGUUUCAAGUCGAUAGAGUUAAAAAUGCUGAACCAGGAGAAGGAAAAGUUAGAUUAAGCGUUUAUUAUUCUUCUACUGGAAAGGUUGCACAAUCAGGCAUAGGACCUGUAACAUGUAGUACUACAGCUGUUAGAUCAAACUUUAAACAAGGUUAUCAUGUAUUCGGACAACAAGAAGCAUCAUUCUCAGAUGUACAACUGCAAGGUGAUAUGAUGCUCAUUGCUAGAUUUUAUUUAAAGAAGAAAACUCCAGGACCUGAAGAUGUACAUUUUGAUAAUCCUGAAGCAUCACCAUACGAAGAUGAAACUUUAGUAGCUUGGACAGCUUUACCAUUAGUUCAGACGCAUUUAAGAGAUUUAACUGCCAGAAGUCGGAUGGAAUAUGAUCCGUCCCACAUGAGAAUUAAUACUGGAACUCACACGUUAAAACUAUUUCAACCUCCAACACCUGAGGCAUCACGCAUACCAUUUGAAGAUGUGGCAUACAAUAGAGAGUGGAAGCCAUAUGGAAAAUCAACAUUACGUAUACAUAUAUUCCAGGGUGUGGCCAGACCUGGUUCAUUAACACCUAGUGAACUAUCUAGUGAUGGAGAGGACACCAUACCUGAGUUUGCAUGGUUACCUUUAGAUAGAAAACGACCACCCAGUGAACCUUAUAUAUCAGGUGAUGGUUUUGAUGUUUAUAUUGAUGGUUGUAGAUUUUUACCUGAUUCUGUUACAUUUACUAAGGUUGCUGGUCGUGUAUUAGAUAGAAAGUAUGAAGUAUAUGGUAAAGAUAUAUUAACUAGUGUAAAACUAGACAGUGAUAUAUAUAAUCCUAUAUAUGAACAUAAAGAAGAAUUUAGAGAACCAAAUAUACCACCAUCAAGUACUCUUCUACUUAAGAUUUAUACUGUUGAUAGUUUUUACAAGAAGUUAACUGUGGUUGGUUAUGCUACAAUGAAUAUAUUUGUUGAAACGGGAACAGAAAGACAGCCAAAUGUUGAUAAAAAUGCUAUGGAGAUAUCAUUAAAUACAGGCGCCCAUCAGUUACGAUUAUAUAGUCAAGGACCUAAUGGGGUUGAUCCAUUAAGUGAAGGAUCUUUACGAAAUGCUAAUAUUAGACUCAUACCUUGUGCAUCAGUACUGGUCAGAAUUGUUAAAGUUCCUAAAGGACCAAAUGGAAAACCAUUAGAGUCAAAUAAAGUACCUCAAAGUGAUUGGCUUAGAUUGGGUUUGUGGCAACCACGGCCAAAAUAUUCUGAUAGAGUUUAUUAUUCCAUGAAAUGUGUACCAUUAAAAGGAGAGAAUAAGAUGUUACAUGGCAUGAUGAAACGACCUAAAAUACCAACUCGUGAUGCUGUAGCUACACAUGCUCAAGCUAAAGAAGGUUUUAUGAGAAGUGAUAAGAAUAUGGAACAAUAUAUAAAGAACCAACUGACCAAAACUGUAGAUUCUAAACCAUUAGAACAAGAUCUUAACUUUAUAUGUCAGUAUAAUCCUAAACAUGGUUUCAAGAUAUCUAUUGAUAGUGCUGUUAAUGUACCCUGGUCUAACUUCACACAUGGACAUAUCUGUAUUAAUCCACCAGGAGCCUUUUAUCUGGGAGCACCACAUGCCACUUAUGAUAAAUUAGUAUUUACGGAAGCUGUUGAUUUAAGAAGUACAAAUACUUCACCAGCUUGGAGAGAUGGUUUUAAGCAUUAUCCCCGUCGAUCCUAUCAUCGUUUCUUGACAGCAGUGAUACAUUUACAAGAAAUAUUUGUGUCUGCCUCCAAAGAAAAUUAUAAAUAUGGUCUCUUAGAACAGGCUUGGACAGUAGUGCAGAUAUUUAAAGAGAAUUAUGCCUAUACAUCAGCUUUUCAACUACCAUUAUUUCAAGGUUCACCUAAUCAACAGUUCUUAAAACAACUAGCUAGAGAACCAAGUAAAGAAUGGAUGGAGAGAAAUAUUAGAAGUAAAAAUAUAAAGUUAUUAGAAGGUGCAUCUCUUUAUAUGAGAAUCUGUGAUGGUCGCAGAGAAGAUGAACUAGUUACAGAUGUACCUAUGAAUAGAUUGGUUGGUGUGAAUACUGAUUAUAUACCUCGUGGUUUAGAAGAAAAGUAUGGUCGUGAAAAACCUGGUAGAGCUUUAGGUUCUCUCGUUCCUCAAGGAAAAUCUUCAGAACAAUUUGUCGAGAAUUUAGCCAUCAAAUUUAAGAGUUUGGUAUAUAAAUUAUAUGAAGAAGGAAAUGUUUCAAAAUCCUGAAUAUGAUAUUUGUGAAAACAGAAGUUAUGAUUUGUCAACAUUUGAAAAGUAUCCCUGACAAACUAGUAUAUUUAAAUGUAAAUGUUGACAAAAGUCAAACGGGCAGAAUUAUUUCAGACAUAUUUUAAUGGUGUGCAGUGUUUCAUAAAAUAAAAAGAAAACAACCAAGUUGAUAUUCAACAUUUGUGUGAUAACUAAGACACAAUUUAUGGUGAUAUAGACAUCAAUAUUGAUGAUUUUGUUAACGUUUUGUAUUGUGUUAAUUCUCAUGUGGAACUGAAUCAGUUCAAGUGAAAUGGGAAUUUAUAUAAUAAGUGGAAAUGUUAUGUUUCAGUUUCUUCAGCAAAAGUACAUUGAAGGACAAUCAACUGAAUACAUGAUAAAACUUGUAAAAAUCCAUAAAGACACAGAGAAAAAUGAAUAAAUGUUUCAUUAACGUAAAAUACAGACUUCAAUAAGCAUUAUAUUUUAUUUCUUACAAAUGGACUACUUGUAGUAAAUAUGUUGUUAUUCUGUGUUAAAAAUAAUGCAGUAUAGAAUACAGAAAAUGUAUUUGACAAUUAAUUCAUAAAAUUUGCCAAUAUAACUUAUAAAUGGUUCAACUUUAUGGUGAUUGUGCAACCCUUCCAUGUUGAUAAUUAUUUGUAUAUAAUUUUUAUACACAUGAAUAUAUCCAAUAAUUUGUUAUAUAUUUUGUAUUGUGGUGUAUCAGUGUCAAUAUUUAUAUAUUCAGACUAUUGAAAGAACUAUCAUUUUGUCAUCAGAAUUUAAAAUCACAUUGUAUUAAUGUUUUAAUGUACUGUAUUAAUAUUCUGUUGGUUAUCUAUGUGUUAUGUCUUAACAAACCAACAUUAGUUUUUCUGUCAAAUUUCUUAACUAUUUAUAAAUUAAAAAAUUUUGUAGUGAAAUAAAAUACUACAUAUACAGUAAAUAGGUCAAAUUUUAAAGGCACAAUAAUCUAGAUUGUUCACAUGUAUUUCAAAAGUAAAAGAAAUGUACUAUUUUAAUGUUAAGACUAUUAUUACAUGUAUAUAUACUUAAGCAGGCCAGAGUUUAUAAGACCUUCAUCAAGAAUGGACUGGCUUGUACAGAGAAAGAUAGCACAAUUAUUUUUACUAUUUUGUCUAAGAGAGAUAAAGAUGGUGGUGUGAAAUCAAAUAAAACCUUUGUAAACUUAAAAUGUCCAUAAUUUAAUUAGAAUUAAUUGAUUUGAGUCGUGACUUAUAUUUUGACCAGAAUUCUUUUUUCUUUUUUUUCUAUGUACUAUUGAUUGUGUAUGACUUUUAACUUUAUAUUUAACGUUUAUUCUGGUAUGUUAAUAAUAUUUGUAGAUAAUAGUUGCUUUAUCUUUAAAGAUAAUCUCCUCUUGUCUCCGUUUCUUCAUACAAUGAUUCAAAUGUGUAUCAAAAAUAUAUCACGUACAUAUGUAUGGUUUGUUGAAUAAUUUAUUGUAUGUGAAAAUUAAAAUAUAGUUUUUAUGUCAA